CAUAGCAUGGCAUCCAGCGGCGUGUACGAUGACUUGCUAAAAUCCAUGGGGAAAGGAGUCGAAGCCUGUGAUGCUCGAAAGUUACCGCCAAAGUUCCGUGAUAUCGUCUCAAACUUGAAGAAGAAGGCACAUGCUAUCGCUAGGGAUUCUUCGUCGAAUGCACUUCCUGAUGACCACGUCAACAACUUUCGAGAUCUGCUGACCAAAACGACAAAGAAGCUGAACAAGCUGGCUAGAGUCCCUAGUCAUAAUCCUGAUAACUUGCUGUUCGAAAGGCUGCAAACGAGCCUAGACGACAUGGGAAGUUUACAUUUUCGAGUGAAAAGUCAAGAUGGUGUCUCUGUGAGUAUCGCAGGCAUUAUUACAAAUUCAGAAGCCAAGAAGUUUUGGUGUGAUUCAUUUGGAAGCAAGGAAGAUCAAGUAGAUUGGGAAAUGUGGGCGACAGCAUACAGAAAAAAGUCUUAUCAACUUGACAAAGACUCCGAGUCCAUUAUCAGAGCGUUUAUUGGAGUAGCAGGAGGAAAGUUUGUUGCUGCUUCAAAGAUGAAUAAUGCAUGCAAGACAUUUGGAUUUCCAUUUAAAAGAGUGAAAUGCUGUCGUGAAAUGGAAUGUCAAUGUAUGGAGUUCAAAGAGAAGAAGUGGAGUGUGAAAAGAAGUUCAGCCGGUAAAGAGAUCGAGACAUGCUUGAAUUGUCAUCAUGGAAAAGACAGACACUAUAUUUUAGAAAAGCUUGAUGAAGAACCAAGGAGUUUAGAGCGUCGAAAUACUGGUGGAAGUGUCAAGGACAAGCAGCUAUUGAUAGAUAAAUCAACUGGUUUGAGACCAUUGCAAAAAAGUAUUUUGCGAAAUAAUCUUGACUUGGCAAGAACGAUAAUCAAAAAUGCGACCGAUAUCGAUGAAAGAGAUGAUGAUGGCUGUACUGCUUUGCAUACGGCAGCUAGAUUUUCUGGUUUUGAUGCAGUACAGCUUCUUCUUCAGCAUGGUGCUAGUAGUAAAGUGUUUGACAAGAAAGGUGUUGCUCCUGUUCAUGUUGCUGCAAGAAGAGGAAAUUUGUCUGCUUUACAAGCUUUAGUGUCUCAUGAUCGCUCUAAUGCUGAGUUGAAAGAUCAAACAGAAAGUAAAGCUACUCCAUUACAUCACGCAGCAGAGGAGAACCGCACAAACGUGAUGGAGUUUCUAAACUCACAGUAUCGCGCUAACAUCAAUGCAACAAACAGCUUAGGCGAGACUGCUGUGUUUGUUGCUGCUGCUUGUGAUAAUCCAGAAAUGAUUACAGCAGCUGUGGAGCUGGGGGCUGAUUUGACUCUCAGAAGUGAUUUUGAUGAAUCUGCUAUGGACGUAGCAGCGACAGAAGAUUCUAUUUCUUGUAUUGUUGCUAUUGCACAAAGAGCUCCUGAAACAGUCACAGCCGUAAACGAUGAUGGCGACCCGUCACUGAGCUGUUGUUUUACUGGUGAAAGUGUUGACAUGUUAGUCAAUCUAGGAGCAGAUCCUUGUCAUAAGAAUGAAAUGGGACGCACACCUCUUCAUGCAGCUGCUACUGACCCAUGUAGACAGGAAGCAGCACGCAGACUGGUUUCCAGAGGUUCUGAAGUGGAUGCCAAAGAUAAGGCAGGCAGGACACCAUUACAUGUGGCAACUUCGAUGGACAACACACUAGGGGUUAACCUACUCAUUGAUGAAGCUGAAGCAAAUGUGAAUGUACGAGACAACGAAGGAAAAUCUCCACUUUUAGUUGCUCUUGAUCGGAACUUCGUGAAUUUGUCGGAAAAUCUUCUUCGCAAGGGAGCAGACGUUCACGUCUCGGAUGUCAGAGGAUUGACUGCGCUUCAUUACGCUUCAAAAAAUGGUUAUGAAAAGCUUUCAAAAAUGUUGUUGGACGCCGGAGUAGUCGUUAAUGCUAUUGACAUUGAAGGAAAGACACCUCUACAUUACGCAGUCGUUAGUAAUCCUCAUUUAGCCAAAUUGCUUGUUGAAGAGGGUGCGGAUAUGUAUAUACGUGAUGCACGAGGAAGCACUGCUCUAGGCUUGUCUCGAAAGAGUGGCCAUCCUCUAAAGCAUCUAACAAGAGAAGAGGUAGAAGUGCUUGACUUUACAGAAGCAUCAAAAGACGAGCUUGCUGUACCACCAGGUCCAACGUGUCCUUCAAAGUGCUUUGCCGAUGGACCAGGUUUGAAAGGAGGGUAUGUGGAUACAAGGUACAGCUUCAGCGUGUUUACUUGUGACGAGAACCGAAAAAUGCAAAUUUCUGGAGGAGCCCCGUUGGUCAUUCGAAUCAUUUUAGCUCACACCAAGGCAAGCAUCACAGCCACUACUGGUCAACCGCAACAAAACGACAAACGUUUGAUGAUAAGAGAUAACAGAGAUGGAACGUAUUCUGUUGCCUUCGAAUUGUCGAAUCCUGGAUCACACCAGUUUCACAUUUCAAUUGCGAGAGAAUCAGUUCAUGGAAGUCCUUAUGUUAUUCCUUUGCAACCAUUCUUUGCUCCUGCACCACCUAUUAUCAGUACCACAAACUUUAAGCCUGCAAAUUAUGCUGAUGAGAAAAUCCAGUUUGCAAAAAACGAAGGAAUCGGUCAAGUUGACAUUGCUAUUGUUUGUGACACUACUUCAAGCAUGGCACCCGAAAUCAAGACUGCUCAAAAGCUGAUGCAAGAUCUCAUAGAUUCUGUCAAUAAUGAAAGUCUUUGCAGGGAAUUAAGAUUAGCCGUUGUUGCGUUCAGAGAUCAUCCACCGGAGGACACUACCUACGUGACUAGGGUUUGGCCGUUGACUUCAGAUAUUUCUUCUGUCAAGGCAGCUGUCAACAGUCUUACAGCCAGAGGAGGUGGUGACAUUCCAGAAGCCGUUGCAGACGCGCUAAAAGAAGUCGUCGAUCUCAACUGGGAUGAAACUCAGAGGCCUCACGCUGUUCGAAUGGCCGUGUUGAUAGGAGACGCUCCUCCACAUGGAAUGCUGUGUGUGAAAAUUGGAGACAAUUUUUGGAAGGGUUGCCCAAGAGGUCAUGAUUGGCUCAUUUUAGCAGAACAAUGUCGCUCUAAGAAGAUCAACAUCUACACAGUCUUGUGCCGAAACGAUCGGUUUGCUGCGCAAGCCUUCAGUGCAAUAGCAGAAUCCUCGGGCGGGAAAUGCGCUAGAAUUCGAUCUGAAAGCGACAACGCUGAAAUCAUAAAUUUGAUUAAACUGCACGUUCAUGUUCAGCUGGACCAACAGCUCACUAGCAGUACAGUGUCAGACGUUAUUAUCAGAAAUCCAUUGGCGGAACGCACGUUUGAACAGCGGCUUGUACGCGUCAAAGAGGAACUGUCUUCUUCAUGCUUUACCGUUAGACGAUUACAAACCGGACGAGGCACGGCCACUAUUCAGAUCAGGUCAGUCUGUGAGGAAGACAUCUACAAAGCGGUAGAAGACUUCAAAUUAUGUGAGCGCCUUGCCAAUACUAAACGAGAUCUAACUCUGAUGGAUCACAUGGGGAAAAAGCUUUAUGCUUUGCGAAAAAUCGAGGGAAAUCUUCCUUCCGUGGCUAAAACUUAUAAUAUUUGACUGUAGAAAAUGACAUGCACGCAUACUCUAAUUGUUCUGCUGGUGUUUUACUGCGGUUGUAAGUGGAUAACUGGUGUGUGACAUUGUUGUAUUAGCUGAGCUGUGCGAAACUCGAUUUUGACGUGUUGCUGUUGGAUCUUAAUUCUAUUUUAGGAGAACCUCUAGCUAGACAGAUGUUAAUUGUACUGUGAUCGUAGUGUAUACAGUUCCCGUAUUAUUCUAGUGUAGUAAGGGAUCUGUCUCGGUCUCUGCUGUAAGAAUAUGUCUGAAUAGCAGUAUUACUUUGUACAGGCUAAUUGGCCGCCCGUAUUUAUGGACAUUUCACAAAUUUGGAAAAACUUUCCGUUUGGGGAUGAGCUAUACGGCUGUACGUUUGGUUCUUUAAACAAAAGUAAAAAUGAACAACU
Corticium candelabrum is the source of this 3950-nucleotide messenger RNA. RefSeq lists its product as uncharacterized. NCBI's taxonomy places the organism in Eukaryota, Metazoa, Porifera, Homoscleromorpha, Homosclerophorida, Plakinidae. The transcript has 20 exons. Gene Ontology annotation, molecular function: protein binding. The record is from RefSeq and is a predicted model, not a curated record. Bases 7 to 3543 code for a protein of 1178 amino acids.